AUGGCCAAGACCGUGCCCAUCGAGUCCGACGGCGAGCUGCGGCGGCGCGAGCGCGUCAUGGGCGAGCUGAAGCGGCUCUUCCAGGCCUGGGUGCGGAGCGUCUGCAAGGCCAAGGGCCUGAGCGACGAGCUCGCGUCGGAGGCCGGCGGCAAGCUCUACACGUCCGGGAGCUACCGGCUCCGCGUGCACGAGCCCGGCGCGGACAUCGACAGCAUCUGCGUCGCGCCGAACCACUGCACGCGCGAGGACUUCUUCGACACGCUCAAGGCCAUGCUCCUGGAGCACCCCCAGGUCGAGAACUUGCGGAGCGUCGAGACGGCCGUCGUGCCGAUCAUGACCUUCGACCUCGACGGCGUGAACAUCGACCUGCUCUUCGCGCACCUGCCGCUGAACGCGAUCCCGGCGUCGCUCGACAUCGACGAGGACGCCGUGCUCCAGGGCGUCGACGAGGCCACGGAGAAGAGCCUCAACGGCCCGCGCGUGACGAACCUCAUCUACAAGCUCGUGUCGCACAACUACGAGUCCUUCCUCCAGGUCCUGCGCGUCGCGCGCGUCUGGGCGAAGCGCCGCGGCAUCUACAGCAACAAGCUGGGCUACUUCGGGGGCAUCAACUUCAACAUCUUGGUGGCGCUCAUCUGCCAGCUCUUCCCCAAGGCGACGCCGUCCUAUUUGCUCUGCAAAUUCUUCGCGAUCUUCGCGAAGUGGGACUGGCCCGCGCCGGCGAUCCUCUGCCGCCCGUUGGACCACGGCUACGGCUUCGAGGUCUGGGGCCAGAACGCGGAGCAGCUCCGGGGCCGCAUGGCCUACCACAACCUGCGGAACAACCUCAUGCCCAUCGUCACGCCCGCGUACCCGGCGAUGAACUCCGCCGCGAACGUGAACCCCUGGUCCUUCGCGGUGCUGCGGGACGAGUUCGCGCGGGGCGCCGAGGUCUGCAAGCGCAUCGUCGCCAGGCACGCGGAGCUCGCGGAGAACGGCGCCGUCGACCCGGACGUCGGCGGCCCGCUGUGGGACGAGCUCGUCGAGAAGACGGACUUCUUCGACAAGUACGACGCGUACCUCGCCGUCAACGUCCUGGGCGACGGCGAGAAGGAGGACUUCGACAACUUCAAGGGCUUCCUGAGCUCGCGGCUGCGGAAAUUGGUGGAGAAGAUGGGCCAUUUGCCGUUGAAGAUGAUCCACCUCUUCCCGAAGGAGUACCCGGAG
This is a messenger RNA of Aureococcus anophagefferens, 1206 nucleotides long. RefSeq lists its product as hypothetical. NCBI's taxonomy places the organism in Eukaryota, Pelagophyceae, Pelagomonadales, Pelagomonadaceae. The record is from RefSeq and is a predicted model, not a curated record. The annotation marks the transcript as partial. The transcript has a single exon. Gene Ontology annotation, cellular component: nucleus. Gene Ontology annotation, molecular function: poly(A) RNA polymerase activity; RNA binding.